AUGCCGUUCAAACCAGUGGAGCAUCCGAAAUGUCCGAAAUGCGGUAAAUCAGUGUACGCCGCCGAGGAAAUGAAUGCGGGCGGCUACAAAUGGCACAAAUUUUGCUUCAAAUGUGGUUUGAAUUUUGUGCAUCCGAAAUGUCCGAAAUGCGGUAAAUCAGUGUACGCCGCCGAGGAAAUGAAUGCGGGCGGCUACAAAUGGCACAAAUUUUGCUUCAAAUGUGCACUGUGUAAUAAAUUGCUUGACUCAAUGAAUUGCUGUGAGCAUCUGGCUGAGCUGUACUGUAAGCAGUGUCAUGGUCGCAAGUACGGCCCAAAGGGUAUUGGUUUCGGGCAAGGUGCUGGUGCACUGACCAUGGAUACUGGGGAACAUUUCGAACUGUGUAAUAAACUGUUGGAUUCAACGACAGUUGCUCCACAUGAAGCGGAAUUGUAUUGCAAGCAGUGCCAUGGACGGAAAUUCGGUCCCAAAGGUGUUGGAUUCGGUUUGGGUGCUGGCGCUCUGACGAUGGACGAUGGCUCAAAAUUC
Molecule: messenger RNA, 528 nt
Organism: Gongylonema pulchrum
Lineage: Eukaryota; Metazoa; Nematoda; Chromadorea; Rhabditida; Gongylonematidae
Source: the annotation of a GenBank genome assembly